Molecule: messenger RNA, 1806 nt
Organism: Salvelinus fontinalis (brook trout)
Lineage: Eukaryota; Metazoa; Chordata; Actinopteri; Salmoniformes; Salmonidae
Product: complement C1q tumor necrosis factor-related protein 4-like
Exons: 2
Coding region: 60-1196 (378 amino acids)
Molecular function (GO): protein binding
Source: RefSeq, a predicted model, not a curated record
UGAAAAGGCUGACUAGAGAGAAGGCUGACUAGAGAGAAGGUGACCAGCUGACUACAGGCAUGUACACUCUGUACCAGCACAUGAGAACAGUUGAGGUGGCACCAUGUAGCAAUCCCUGGCGCAUGGCCUGUCUACUGGGCAUUUUCAACUUCCUGGGGUCGGUCACACCCCUCCAUGUGGCUCCCGUGAUGACUGGCCUCCGCUCCGCCUUUUCAGCCACACGGACCAAUAGCAUCCUGGGAGGCACUCAGAAGGCUGUGACCUUCAACAAGCUCCUAGUCAACACAGGGAGUGAUUUCAACCCAGACACAGGCCACUUCCGCUGCAGAAUCCCUGGAGCCUAUUACUUGUCCUUCACGUUGGGGAAAUAUCCCAAGAAGAUGUUGUCUGUCAUACUGGUGAAGAAUGGGCAGGAGGUGCAGGCUAUAGCCUAUGACGAUUACAAAAAGAAAGGGAGGAAGGUCCAGAGUCAAAGUGUCAUGAUCAGCCUGAGGGCCAUGGACACAGUGUGGCUGAUGCUGCAGGACAGUCCUCAGUAUGCUCUAUACAGCAACGCUGGACCUUACAUCACCUUCACCGGUUACCUGGUGUACCCCGACAUCUCCGCCACUGGCUAUCUCAACAACCACCUAUCCUUGUCAGGGCAGCCCUACCCCAACUCCAACUGUCCCCCUCCUGGAGACCACAGAUACGGCUGGAGCGGUAAUGCUGAGGCCCCUGUGGAGCCUCGCUCUGCCUUCUCCGUGGCCAGAACAUCCCCGGUCCUGGGGGAGAAUGGUGGCGGGCACCAGGAGAAGGAGCCUCUGACCUUUGAUGUGGAGUACGUCAACAUUGGAGGGCACUUUAAUAAGACGUCGGGCCGCUUCACCUGCCGCUACCCUGGUGCUUACUACUUUGCCUUCACUGUGGGGAAGCACCCGCGCAGGGCAGUGUCAGUCAAGCUGAUGACAGGCCACGGCGAAGUGCAGGCCAUGGUGUUUGACGAGGAUACGUCCAGGAGGAGGGAGAUGCAGAGCCAGAGUUUGCUGCUGUCGCUGCAUAGGGGGGACAACGUGUGGCUCUACAGCCAGCAGGACGAGCGCUACGCCGUCUACAGCAACCAGGGACGCUACACCACCUUCUCAGGCUUCCUGGUCUACCCAGACGUUGAGCCCACCACCACCACCAGCCAGGACCUGGACAGAACUCACUUCUGAGGGCUCGGAGUUCUUCAAAACACACUGGACCCUCCUUGAAAUGUACAUUGUGCUAUGGUUACAAAAUCUAAUUUGUGAAAGUGUGAAUGUAAGUGCUAAGUUACACUAUGCUUCAUAGGCUUUGUUUAGAACCGCUGUAGUCAGCUUCUGUUUCUCUUUAUUACCACAUUUUCUGUGUAUAAGUGGGUCAUUUUAUGUUUUGUUUUUGGCUGUGUUUAAACCAACGUUAUAGGUUAUAUGUUAGUAUAUGAUGCUGGAUCAUUAGGAUUCUUUGGAUACCUCAUGUUUUUUUCUAUCAUUCACCAAAAACUAUGGGUUAGAAUAAGUAGAGCUUUCCUAUGUAAUCUUUAUAUAUACAGACUUGCUUAGUGACAUAAUUAUUUAUCCCUACUGAGCAGAUGUUUUUGCAAAGACUCAGCAAAACUCAGAAAACCAUUUCAUCAUUUAACUUGUGUUAAAUGCAUUGAGUAGACUACUAUGUAAAUACUGCAUAGUUUGCCUGAAUGACUGUAUGGAGUUAGAUAACCUGAAUGUGAUGUAGUUAUAAAUGUUUGUUCUAUUCUGAAUGCAUAGUGAAAGAAUAUUCAUUAAAGGAGAAGUUUACCCAAAA